Lithohypha guttulata is the source of this 1407-nucleotide messenger RNA. RefSeq lists its product as uncharacterized. The coding region runs from base 1 to 1407 and encodes 468 amino acids. Gene Ontology annotation, cellular component: Sin3-type complex. Lineage: Eukaryota; Fungi; Ascomycota; Eurotiomycetes; Chaetothyriales; Trichomeriaceae. Gene Ontology annotation, molecular function: histone deacetylase binding. Gene Ontology annotation, biological process: negative regulation of transcription by RNA polymerase II. The transcript has a single exon. The record is from RefSeq and is a predicted model, not a curated record.
AUGGCGUAUUCACCAUCGCCAACAUCUCCUCUGACAGGACGACGAUCACCCUCACCUCCGGCGCAACCACUGUCGAAGCGAGAGAAAAGACGCAACCAGCAUGUCGGUCUUCAGCAAGAGCUACAAGCUGAAUUCGACGACCAUAGAGAGCAGCACUAUCGAUCACAACUCAUAGCACUACAGCAAGAUAUGAAUCUGGUGACUACCGCCGAUCCAUACAGACCAGAGCCUCUAGAUGAUUCCCCAGAAGAGAUUGCAGACCUUGUAUCAAUACAGGCUUCUGGCACACCCUACCAAUCAGAAAUGUCCUCACUGGCUGGAAGAUGGUACACGGAAUUUGUGCACGAAGUUAACGAAGCGAAGGAAGCAAAAGAGUUGGCACUGAUAGAGCUGCAUCGUCAACACGAAGCAAAAUUGGAGAGACUGAAGUAUGAGUGCGACUAUCGACUGCACUUGGCGGCGAAGGAGGCAGAACAUAUGAAGCACACACUGCGAGAACGACUCAUCCAGACUCUUACAAACAAGCGACAGAAGCUAAUGAAGGAGAAGGAGCAGCUGGAUAUCGCAGAUACGAAUGCUCUCCUCCUACACCCUAGCCAGUUUUCCAUCACGAACCCUACAAGUCCUGGUGGUACCCAAAUAUCUCGAAAGACGCGCCUGACUAGGCAUCGAGGCGAACAUGACGAGAUGACGAAUGGGAUAUCUGAGGUUAACAAGCGAAAGAGGAAAUUUGGUGGUGGUGGUGAGGACGAUAUUGGUUCGCCUUCAAGAAACGGGCACAACACGCCAGCAGAAAGAGCACGGAAUGCAAAUAUUAGUGCACAGCUAGACAAGGCAUACUCUAUCAACCAGUUAUUCACAGAGAAAGAGCUCAACCUGCAGUCACACCAAGCACAGAUAGCUACCCGACACUUCUUUCAGGCAUCGCAGGAGAAGGAAGUCAAUGGUAGAAAAGCUGGAGACGAAGACGCCAACGAGGAAGACUCGGAAGCGGACGAUAACGACGAGCUGGAAGCAACAGGUAUGGAAAGGACAGCUAGCCAGAACGUGCAUGUCACCCGGUCCACCCGUAAUAUUGGGGGCAUGGGAGCACUGGGCAUACUUGGUGAUCUGGCCGAGAAGCAACCUCGAAGGCCGACUUUGCCAUAUGCGACACUUCAUUCAGCACAAGGGAAGAAUGGCACGUUCCUGCCUCCUGUGAGUCGGCUGAUGGACGAGGAAGUAGAAGAGGAUCGGGCCAAGAUUGCGGAAGCAAUGCGGCGGGGUGAGGGAGAGGUUGACAAGGCUGCUAUCGAGGAGGCAUUGAAGCCCAUGACAGGUGCCAGGAGCAACUUGGCACCUGACUGGCCUGUGUACCUGGAUAUGCAUCUGGUCAACAUCGAUCCCCGACGGUCGACAAAGACUUGA